Acaulospora colombiana is the source of this 492-nucleotide messenger RNA. The record is from the annotation of a GenBank genome assembly. NCBI's taxonomy places the organism in Eukaryota, Fungi, Glomeromycota, Glomeromycetes, Diversisporales, Acaulosporaceae.
AUGUGGUUUUUUGGUAAUCGCUGGUGGAGGUGUCUAUCUCUACCGGAAUUAUUUGUUGACAGCAGCUGUCUCGGCUUGGCCUCUGUGCAUUCGCUGCUCACUCGCCGAGACGUAUCUACACCUCGAGCGUUGUACAGAGCGCCGGCGAGGGUCUGGCGAUUGGUAUAUAUACACGAGUAUGUGACAGGAGUAUUAGAAAAACCCGUAGUCCGUCGGCUCGGAGGUUAUUCGUACGCCUUGCGCGUGCAUCUAAAAAAUAACACUAAAAAAUGUGGAAAAUGGCUAGACUGGUGCCAGAAUGUCGGAAGAGGAGACGGGAGGCUAGGGACGGGACGAGUGAGCAGGGCGUGGUCCUGGUCGGAGGAUGACGGACUGGGACUGGGACGAGCGCUACCGCGCUUAUUCACGCCUCUGCAAAAAGUGACUAACACGGCUUAUAAAGGACCACUUCAGAGACAACUCUCCCCCAUCCCACUCCUCCUCCGAGGAUAA